AUGAUCUCGUCAAUUGUUUCGGUCUUCCAAUAUCUUUCAGUGAUUUAUUCUAAUGUUAAAUUUAUUAUUUCACUUGAUAACAAAAUAUAUAUCCAUAUUCUUCUAAUUCAAAUACUAUCCUUCAAACAAUGGGGCUUACGAUCCAUCCAUUGAACUUUGCUCGCGUAUUUACGCGCAAAUGAAUGUAUUACACGACCCGCUGGUUGUUGGUCUUGCUAUCAGGCCAGCCUAGCAAUCGCAUCCAUAAAAUAUACCCAUCGACUACUGCGACUGCUGCGAGUUCAUUUUAGUCAGUCUCAUACGUAGCUUCACGCGUGUAUAUCUUCACGUCCAUCGCCCCGUUUAGUAAUUGCCUUUAUUUUCUACUUUCGUCCAUUAUUGCCAUUCAAUUUUCGCUAAUCCCACCGUUCAUGUCCAGAGGCAGUGUUAUCCUUAGCGGUUUUAAGCGAUUGAUAACGGGAAUCGCAAGUAAUCGAGAUAAUAAUUUCUUUCGAUCAAUCUACACCAACAGCAGCGACAAGGUUCACACAAUUUAUGACCGUCGGGAGUGCAAACAGUUGUUGUUGCCGAUUGCGAUACGACGAAGCCUGUGUUCAUCAUCGUCAUCACCAUCGACGGUAGUAGUAGGCCACAACCAGCAGGAGAAGAUCGACAUGAGCGAGUUCAACACAAUCAGCCGGCCCUCCGCUCACCCGGAGUUACUGGCAAACAAUACCUACUUUCCUGACCUGCCCAAAUCGGGACCGUUGACCAAAUACCGAGAACAAUCCACCAUCGACUGGCGCAAAGUGAAACUAGCAUUCCACGAUGAAGCAUCCCUGGAGCUCCAGCACAGCACGUGGAACUUUCUCCAGAGCCAUCCCUUGUUCGCCAGACCCAACCGGCCCCUAUCGACCGAUGAGAGUCGCCACCUGGCGACGAAACAGAUGUAUGUGAUACACGACGCGAACCUUUUCGGCAUUGACAAGCUGCUGGAGCGGCCUGACUUCGUGGCAUUCUUCAACCACGUGCUGAUGGCUUAUGAGCCCAGUUUUGCCGUUAAGCACUCACUUGGGUUUGGGAUGUUUUCGUCGGUGAUCCAGGCCUUGGAUGUUGGUCGGCUGUCUCACAUCAUCCAGCAGAACCAAAGUGGCGAGAUUUUGGGAGCCUUUGGAUUGACUGAGAUUUCCCACGGAACCAACGCCAAGGGAAUGCGUACAACGGCAACCUAUGAUGUGAAAACCAAGGAGUACGUGCUGAACACACCGGAUUUCGAAGCAGCGAAAUGUUGGAUCGGGAACUUGGGUAAAACUUGCACCCAUCUCAUUUGCUACGCUCAGCUCUAUACACAGGAUGGAAAUCACCACGGAUUGAACGCCUUUGUAGUGCCGAUACGGGACCCAAAAACCUUGAACGCUUAUCCGGGUGUGGUAGUGGGAGAUCUUGGAGAGAAGUCCGGUUUGCAUGGAGUGGAUAAUGGAUUCGUCAUGUUCAAGAACUAUCGCAUUCCACGGGAUUAUCUGCUGGCCAAGACUGGUGACGUUAACGAAGAGGGGAAGUUCGUAUCACCGUACAAGGACGAAAGCAAGAGAUUUGGUGCGUCGUUGGGAGCGCUGUCUGGAGGCAGGGUUGGAAUUUGCGGUAUUGCAAACAUUUACCUCACGAAGGCCAUCAGUAUUGCCAUUCGCUACUCGGCCAGUAGGAAACAAUUCGGUCCCGAUGACAACUCCGAAGAGCUACCGGUUCUCGAGUACCAGUCGCAACAGUUCCGGCUGUUUCCCCAUUUCGCCAACGUGUUCACCAUCAAAAUGUUCAACAUAUGGUUUGCCAAGAUUUACGGAGAUGUUCUGCUGCGGAUGUUGAUGGGCCAAAAGAGCGAACACGUGGGCAUGGAGCUACACGCGUUGUCUUCGGCCGCCAAACCGGUCUGCACGUGGGCUGCCCGGGACGGUAUUCAGGAGUGCCGCGAAGCUUGCGGAGGGCACGGAUUCCUGAAGCUCUCGACCUUAGGUGAUCUGAGAAACGACAACGAUCCCAACUGUACGUACGAAGGGGAGAACAAUGUUCUCAUACAGCAAGCGUCGAAUUGGCUGCUGAACAUUAGAGCACGUGGGUUCGACGCGUUUGGGGUUGUUUCACCGCUCGGAUCGGCCGCCUUCUUGAAAGAAUCCGCGAAGAUUCUAAAUUCGAAGGCAAACUGGAAAACUUCCCAGCAGGCAGUAGAUGUUCAAGGUCUACUGGAAGCCCUCAACUGGCUAGUGGCAUUCUUACUUGAGGAAACGUACGCCAAGAUGACGUUGUUGAAACAGAAUGGCAAGUCGUCUUUCGAAGUUCGAAACGAGUCGCAGUCGUUCUACGCAAGAACAUUGUCGAUUGCGUACGGCGAGAGAGCGCUGAUCUACGUAGCGGAUAAGUUCUUGAAAAAUCUUGAAGACGGCGCGGAGAAAAUCGCUUUCCAGCGAUUGGUUUCACUUUGCGGAUCUAACUUUGUCUUGAAGUAUAGUGGCAUCUUCUACCAGGGCGGAUACUUCGCUCAGACUCCCAAUGCGAUGAACCUGCUGCAGCAAGGUGUUCUGGAACUGCUUCCCCUGAUUAAGACUGAUGCCAUUUCGCUGGUCGAUGCCAUUGCUCCCCCUGAUUUUGUACUUAACUCUCCCCUGGGCAUGAGCGAUGGCGAAGUGUACAAACACAUGGAGUCGGCCAUUAUGCAAGCACCGGGAGCUUUGGAACGGCCACAGUGGUGGCGUGACGUGGUUUAUAGGGACUACAUCAAAGCGAAACUGUAGAAUAUUUGAAAAUAAUAAUGUAUGUGAUAAACAACUUCUUGGGAUAUUAUUUGGGUAGACAAAUAAAAACAGAUUUAAAUUUUUAA
Molecule: messenger RNA, 2851 nt
Organism: Aedes albopictus (Asian tiger mosquito)
Lineage: Eukaryota; Metazoa; Arthropoda; Insecta; Diptera; Culicidae
Gene: Acox3
Product: peroxisomal acyl-coenzyme A oxidase 3
Exons: 5
Coding region: 411-2765 (784 amino acids)
Biological process (GO): fatty acid beta-oxidation using acyl-CoA oxidase; lipid homeostasis
Cellular component (GO): peroxisome
Molecular function (GO): fatty acid binding; pristanoyl-CoA oxidase activity; FAD binding
Source: RefSeq, a predicted model, not a curated record